UUCUUUAUCAGAGCCCCCGAAAUAAGUGGGAAUGGGCAGUAGCUGUUCACAUUCAGCACACUUUUUCCAUUUGCUAAUAGGGCUCUGCCAGGCUGGGAGUCAGUUGUCUCUGCCUGACUCUGGAGAGAAGAGCUGCUGAGACGAUCCCUGGGCACCAUGAGACUCCUGCAAGUGAUCAUCCUUUGUCUUCCUCUGUCCACUCUUUGUAGCAGUAAUGAUGACACAGAUGGUAACCAUACCACCACUAAGUUAUCACCAUCAAUUCCUACAACAGAAGUAUCUGUAUCAACAUCAAGCAUAAUGUCAAAUUCUGUUUCGAAAUCAACAGUUGGAAUGUCUCCUAAAGGAACAACAAAUAAGGAAUCCUUAAAUACACCUUUGCUGCCCACAGUUUCUUCACCAACUACAAUAAUUAAAGCUGAAGUAGGAAACACAACCAAGGGUAUUGUGAAGAAUGAGUUCAUCACUGCAAAUGCAACAGUGACACAUCCUCUACUUUCAAAUGUUUUAACAACACAAAGUUCCCAACACAAAGCUGAGAAUCAGAGUUCAAUCAAAACAACGGAAAUACCAGUGAACGCUCUACAUCCAGGGAUAUCACCUUCUCAUGCCAGUACGUCACCUUCAAUGCCAGUAACAGUUCCAGGGAACACCUCCCAGUUUCAAGGUACUGAGGAUGCAAAAAAUGCAAGCUCUUCUUCAGCCAAGCCCUCUUAUUCCAGUAUUAUUUUGCCAGUGGUUAUUGCUUUGAUUGUGGUGACACUUUCAGCAUUUAUUCUUGUGGGUUUGUAUCGAAUGUGCCGGAAGACCGACCCAGGCACACCAGAAAAUGGAAACGACCAACCUCAGUCCGAUAAAGAGAGUGUGAAGCUUCUCACUGUUAAGACAAUUUCUCACGAGUCUGGUGAGCAUUCUGCACAAGGAAAAAUCAAGAACUGACAGCUUAACGAAUCCUCUCCACACCUGGGCAAUAAAUAUGCUUCAUCUUCAGCUUCGGUGCUCCAGGGGUAGCAACGGAGAGAACUUCGUGGACUCGUACCUGACGCCCAGUCCUGCUCUCCGGUCUGCCAGUCACCUGUCCCAAUAAAGUGAUGUCCAGGUGGCAUACAGUAACUUCAUAGAAUCCAAAAGAAGCCUGGGCCUCUCCUGUGAUUUGAGACAUAAAAAAAGCAUAUUACUACAUUUUAUAGGAACAUUCUUGGGAGUUUUAGGAAGGACCUUUGGGAGCAGUUAACCUGACAGCCCAGGUAGAUGGGUUCCCUGAUGACAUGCCCUUGCCUUGAGUUUAAAGUUUCCAGAGCCGACAGUUCCUAUCCAUGGAGACCUUCCUAUUUUCUUGGUGUUCUUAUAUUACCUAAUGUUUGUAUUUAUUGUUUUGUACUAUGUUAAUGCAGGGACAAUUUGCAAGUGUAUUAUUAAAUAUUAGGUAGAAAUCAUGCCAUGCCACUUUGUACAUAAAGAUAUUUUAUUCAUAUUUUCAUGUGUUACUUUUAAUAAAUAAUUACUAUAUUCAACACACUAAAAAUA
This is a messenger RNA of Hyaena hyaena (striped hyena), 1527 nucleotides long. It is a transcript of the gene EMCN, whose product is annotated as endomucin. Lineage: Eukaryota; Metazoa; Chordata; Mammalia; Carnivora; Hyaenidae. The record is from RefSeq and is a predicted model, not a curated record. The transcript is spliced from 12 exons. The coding region runs from base 157 to 939 and encodes 260 amino acids.